This is a messenger RNA of Austrofundulus limnaeus, 3190 nucleotides long. It is a transcript of the gene rassf8a, whose product is annotated as Ras association domain family member 8a. Lineage: Eukaryota; Metazoa; Chordata; Actinopteri; Cyprinodontiformes; Rivulidae. The record is from RefSeq and is a predicted model, not a curated record. Gene Ontology annotation, biological process: signal transduction.
AUGUUUAUUCAUUCAUGCAUUUCCUUCAUUUUCUUCUUUCUGGAUCGUGAGGAGCUGUCUCCAGCUGUCGUUGUGCAAGAGGCGGGUCACACCCUGAACGGGUCACGAGUCCACAGAAAACUGAAUUAACCAGAGGGGUUUCAGCUAACCUGCAUCAUUCCAGCCUUGAAUAAUGUUGGGGCCAACACACCAUAACUGGCCCCCUCACUUCUGACCCAACAUGGAGCUCAAGGUCUGGGUGGAUGGCGUCCAGAGGGUCGUGUGUGGGGUCACGGAGGCAACCACCUGCCAGGAAGUGGUGAUUGCUUUGGCGCAGGCCAUCGGUCGUACAGGGAGAUACACUCUGGUAGAGAAAUGGCGGGACACUGAGCGUCACCUGGCCCCACACGAGAGCCCCGUGGCUUCUCUGAACACCUGGGGUCAGUACGCCGGUGACGUCCAGCUGAUCCUUCACCGCACAGGCCCCUCGCUGACUGAACGCCCCCCCUCAGAGGGCCCCCCGCUCAGGGGUCCCGAACGUGGGCUCCAUCGUCAAAGUCUCCCUCCUCUCGCCAAGCURCGGCACCCAGUAGACGGCUCCCUGCACCGCCGCGAACCACGCCGCAAGUCGCUCACCUUCACCGGCGCACCCAGAGGCCUGCGGGACAUCCUGGGGGGAGGUCGGGCCUCGGAGGCGGAGUGCAAGCGAAAACUKCUCCUGGGAAAUGGUGGCGGUCACCACCACGCGGGGCCCACCAUCGGGACAGCCUCCCCGGGCCUGUGGGCCUGUCGCAUGGAGGAUCUGGUCAGACUGGUCAGCCUGCAGAGAGAGACUCUGAGCGUGCUGGAGAAAAAGCUGGAGGCCUACGAGGCGGAGCUCCAAGGGUGGUCUGAGGGGCGGGGGCUCCGAGGAAGUGGGUGCACUGCGGACCUGGGUGCGGGGUUGAUCGAGGAGAUCCUGAGGUUAGAAAAGCACCUGAGGAAGAAUGAGGUGGAAAUGGAGGAGGAGGAGUUUUGGGCCACUGAGCUYCAGAUUGAGCUGGAGAGUGAGAGACAGCUGGAGGAGAGGCUGCUGGAGCUCCAGGGACGUCUGCAGAGCUGCGAGCGCGACAUCGAAGAGAAGCUGGCAAUAGUGCAGGGAGUGGAAGCCGGUCUGCAGGAGGAGAAGCUGCAGAGAGAACGUCAGGAGAAUCAGUGGGUCAGCGAGGCCGAGGCUCGGGCUCAGCUCCUCAGGGUCAAAGCAGAGUUAAAAGCCCAGGAGAGGCAGGCGAUCCAGCUGGAGAGCAGCUGCAGGGCUGUGGACAGAUCGCUGGGACAGAGCAGUAAGAAACUGCAGGAUAUGCAGCAGGAUCUGGAGCAGCUAACCAAAGAGCUGAGGCAGGUUAACCUCCAACAGUUCAUCAAGCAGACCGGCACCAAGGUCACCGUGCUGCCAGCAGAACCCACCGAGGAGGACAGCACCACCAGCAGUCAUGAUGUGGUUCAGCUGACCGGCUCAUUGAAGCGUCCCAGGUCGUCCCAUCCCAUGUCCAGCCAUCUCCGCGUCCUCCACAGCCCCCUCAGCUCUGGCCUGAACCCAGAGGGGAUCUACGUUUGAGCCCCAGGACUGAUGUGUGAGUCGGCAUGUAAAGUGCAGGACGCCUCGACUAUGCAUUCUGUGUGAAGACGCCGUGAAGAAACAAUCUCUGAAAAGAACUAACUAAGCACUUGGUGGAAAAAAAAAUAGAGACAGCCUCAAAUUCUGAGGUUCACAGAACUCUCCUAAACACCCAGCUGUUGUGGACCGACUUCAUCAACACUUGAUGUAGUUUUACUUCAACACCUGCUGAAUGAUUUACAUUCUCCUCUCUUUAGCAUCUUGAUUAAAAACUUGCCUUUCAGACAGUAUUUUUAAGUAUCUUGGCAAAUGUUUCUGCAUUAUCUCUCCAGCAUUAAUGGAUGUUUUUUUAAUAGAAGUGAAGGAUCCACUUUGUGUCUGUAGUAGAACUGUGAACAAUCUUUUUUUUUCUGUGCUCUUGUUUGUCCAAACUAUGCACAAAAUGCUUCAUAUUUUUACGACUGACGAAUGUUUCAGUCCUGUAUUUACCAAAACAAUUGCUUACUGUAAAUGUUUAACACUUUUUAGCUUUAUGUAGGGAGUUUAUUUUAUUACAAAGAAGGGUGCGUAGACAGUUAAAAAUGCAGUCACUCAUUCCUGCAGUAAACGCUGCAAAUUAAAACAGUGUUAAUGUCGUCUGAAAGCUAAAGGUAGUUUGUUCAAUGAGCUACAAAGUCUGUUUUUUUCUGAAUGUAUCGUGCUUGUUUCUCCUAAUGAUGGCGUGGCCAAAGAUUUGCAGGUCUUGAUGCAUGAUCAUGUCAGCCGUAUGAGAAUGUGCAGAGUCGUUCCCCCCCACCCCCGGUUUGUUCAAUCAGUCAGAUGAGCUACAAAUGAUGGCAUGUCAAAUGGAUAGUUACAGCUACAGCGUGGCUCACUGAUGUAAAUGUGUGUCAGCAUGCAUUCGCACUUAGAAAGGUUUGCCUCACCUCUUAUACUGUAGAUAACCAGGUGUGUGUGUUCUGUGUGUGCGUGCGUGCGUGCGUGCGUGCGUGCGUGCGUGCGUGUGUGUGUGUGUGUGUGUGUCUGUCUGUGUGUGUGUCAGAAUAGCCAAGUUCUAAAGCCUCCUUUUUUAGGUUGUAGUUCAGCUGCUAAACACAUCAAAGUGCCUUAUUUUCAUUCCACAAAUGGUGCGUUCAAAUACUGUACAGUUAAAAAAUAUUAGUAAAAACUUGACAGAAUAAUAAUCUUGAUCGAUAACGUCAGCAUGACACGAAGAAACAAUUUUUUUCUGUCAGAUGUUUUGUAGAAAUGUCGAAGGAGAAACUUUUACUGCUCUGAACUUUGCCACUGUCUUGUUACUAUAAAACCUACAGACUAUGAAAUGUACUAAAACUGAAGUCGAUUUGUUUGUUUCUUGUCCUGCAUCACGUGUGUACUGUAAUCUGGAUCAGAACUGUCACGUAGUUGUGGUCACUGUUUACAUCCUCAUUUCUUCUAGAAAAUUCUUAAGAUGUCAACUUUAAAUAACCUGAUUUUAUAAAUAUAUAUAUAUUCUAUUUUUUUCUUGCCUUAAUCAACUGCAAGUUGUUGACUUGUGUGUUUGUGUGAGUGUGUGGCUGUAACAGGCUGCUGUUGUGACGUGGAUUGCAUGGUUCAAUAAACCAUCUGAUAAAA